AUGCCUUCUCACCUGACCCCCACUCAGUCUAUGCAGCCGCAGAUUGACCUUCCGCCUCUGGAUUAUCAACCUAAUCUUCCGAUACACGAUGCCUUUAUUCUCGCUGCGGAGAAGGAGCUUAUCAGCGGCGCUGUCAACAAUUCAUAUAAGACGCAAGCUGGUCAGCUUUUAGAACCCUCAUCUUGCACCCUCUCCUCUGAGUUGCCCAUUCCACCGUUUUCUCCCUUCCCGUCUUUCCCUGUCUCUAUGUCCAAUGCCGAGCACAGUGCAUCACCCGUCGAUGAACUACCUAACUCGGUGGGCUCGGGCAGUGUUGAGCACCAGCAGGCUGAGGCCAGCGAUGAUCAAGCGGUAAUAUCUGCACAGGCUCGACAAAGACAGAGGAUCACACAGCUGGAGGAGAAGCUAUUGGCUCUCAAAUCAGGGCGCACCGCUAAAGAAAGGCAGACUAACUAUUACGUGGCUCAAGGAAGAGCAAUCAGAUGUAUUGUUACUCUGUUCGAUAGCCUUGAGGAUCUAGUUGCUGAAACCGACCAGAGGUAUGACAUUGAAGAGGAUGCAGAAACUACCACUGAUCAAGAUCGGUUGCAGAUAGGCUACAUUAUGUUCAUGAAUACCAUGCGGUGGUUCUUCAAGAAGGCCACGGAGCAGGAGUACAAAGAAUAUGUGCAAAUAUUAAAAAUGCUUUGGAAAGGGGCUGACGCUGCUCGAGGGGACGAUACCUCCAAACUGAAGGUUCUUGUUUCCGAGUGGGUUAACUGUGAAUUCAAGCCCGAUCCUCUGGUCAAUCCAGACGACAAGCAUUCACGUGGGUUUACUAAUGAUGCGUGUGAUCGUGCAGAUGGCCAUAUCGUAACCGACCUCUCUUUUCCAGCAUUUGUAUAUGAAAAAUACACUGCAAAACCUGACGAUCUGGAGGAGGGGCUAUUCAAGGGAAAAAUCCUUCUUCAGGCAUACAAAGCAGUAUUUACAUCACCUUCCUCAGCUAAAGAUGUCGAUGGCAAUGGCAAUGGGGUUGACAUCAUUCAAAACAAUCGACACGCUAGGAAAUCCUUCAAUGGACUCAAGGUCAAGAAGCAUGUAGCACAGAUCAUCAAGAUGGAGAAAGUCACCCCUCGGUCAAUUGCAUACAUAAUUUGCCAAUCACUUCCUGGUGAUCCGUUGAUGGAGACUUUGACUAUGUCCAAUUUUGGCGGACCAUUGUUGAUUUCUUCGAAAGGGCUCCCGGUCGAGAAGCUCAGCGCCACGUAG
This is a messenger RNA of Suillus bovinus, 1251 nucleotides long. RefSeq lists its product as uncharacterized. Bases 1 to 1251 code for a protein of 416 amino acids. The record is from RefSeq and is a predicted model, not a curated record. Lineage: Eukaryota; Fungi; Basidiomycota; Agaricomycetes; Boletales; Suillaceae. The transcript has 8 exons.